AAAAUAUUGUGUUAAAAAUAUGAUGGAUCUAAGACUAACUGAUCUCUCUAAGGAUUUAAUUAAAGAAGUCGCCAUUGACAUCAUGAGCACAAAAGGCAGGUUAAAGUAUGUGGAAGUUUGGAAUGUGGUCUUGCAGAUUUUUAUGUUCGGUAAUCUAAGUGAAGAACUUUAUCAAGUUAUAAUACAACGUUCAGAUCUGUCUCCAGCUUAUAAAGAUUUCAUUAAGCAGUUGAAAGAGAGCAAGAUAUCAGGAUUGGUCUCGAUUUCUUUGGCCAGCAAUUUUGAAAAAUCAUUACAAGAAAUAUUCGAUUACGACUGGGUGAAAGACCUUGAUGUCAUAUCACCUUCCUGGUUUGUUUAUUUUCUUGAACGUCUUCUUUUCUUGGUUUCAUCAUGGCAUAGUUCUUUUUUCACAGUAAAAUCUUCUGUUUGCGAAACAAUUCCCUGGUGGAAUCUAAAAUGCAACUCGAGCUCUUUAUCAGUAGAUGACUCAAAAGUUUUCUCGAAGAGGUCUUUCGAUUUUAUAGCGUCCAAGAUCAAAGAAAUUUUUUCAAGAAAGCUAGAUUGGCUUUGGGUGAUUGGUUCUGACAGGGUGACUGCCUACCCCUUUCUGGUCUUGAAGUUGGUUGUCUUGGUUGCUUUAAUUUGUUUGAAUUCUGGACGUCACUUCGAUUUGCUGUACAGUCUACUUCGUAGGUACGAUAUAAAAAACGUACUCCUGCCUGGGUUUGUUAAAAUCCUCAAGGAAAGAGGCAAAAUGCCUUUUGAUAAGUUGCUUGCUGAAUCCCUUGAAACAUUCAGGGAUCCUUUGGUCUGUUUGAGGUCAGGAGAUAUUCAGAGAGAGUUUUCGAGCCACAAUGUCAUUGAAAUAGAUGUGGGUUUGAUUCACUCCAGAGAAGACAUGAUGGGAAUACUAUAUCCAAAUAACUCAGAAUGCGACAGAAAUGAUAAAAUGGAAAAUGGAAGUCCAAGUGAUGAGAAUGUUUCUUUCCCCAAUAUUGACCCUACGAGUUGUGCCAGAUGUCUAACCGAGCCUGAUGAUGAUAUGCCUGAUUGCACUAUAGAAAUGGCAGAAUUAGAGACUGAAGAAGAGAAACUCGAUGUUGAGAGUUUCGGGCAGUUGUUUAGGAAUCUAUCCCGUGUUUAUUUGUUUUCGAAAAGAAUUUUUUGGGGCACCGACUUUCAGACUUGCAAACCACAGAUAAAGUUGGAUAUUGUCAUUCGUCUUCUAGGAACUAUUCAUCCAUUUCGUAAAGAUGAUCUAUGGUUCUGGAGGAAAAUAAAGCAGCUCUCUUUUGCAUUAAGCACCAGUGAGGAGGAUACUGAUAGUCAGUACUCACAAAUUCGUCGGUGCUUUAAGAAGUUGGCUGCAAGGAAUCCAGUAUUGAAAAAAUUAUUCGUCGAUGGUUUGCUUAGAAUGAUUGCUCUAGAUGCUCCUUUCUACAUCCAGGAUGAAGGAAGGCGAAAGUCCAAAAAGCAGGCUGGAAAUAGCAAAGGCAAGAAGAAGUGGUAGUAUUUUGUUCGGCUGGAGUUGCAACAUCCUCAUGAUUAGCAUCCUUUCAUGGGGUUGAAUGUCUUGAUAUCAGCUUUUAGCAGCUAAAAGUAAAGCAAUAGUCCUUUUUUCUGGUAAAUUGAAAUGUAUUUUUCGGAUGAAUUUAGGAAUGGUGAAUAUACCAGUCUCUUGAAUGUAUCCAGAUAAACAAUGGCAUUCAAUUUCGCCUGAUUAUGGUUUGACAUUUGACUUUUGAUGCAUAGGCAGGGUGGACCGUAGUUAGCAAUUCGGCGAACUAUUCGCGAAUUAUAUGUGAAUAGUUCCGAAUCCGUAUUUUACCCGUC
Messenger RNA from Papaver somniferum (opium poppy), 1836 nucleotides. RefSeq lists its product as uncharacterized. The transcript is spliced from 3 exons. NCBI's taxonomy places the organism in Eukaryota, Viridiplantae, Streptophyta, Magnoliopsida, Ranunculales, Papaveraceae. Bases 20 to 1513 code for a protein of 497 amino acids. The record is from RefSeq and is a predicted model, not a curated record.